Messenger RNA from Bufo gargarizans (Asiatic toad), 726 nucleotides. Its product is annotated as opticin-like. The record is from RefSeq and is a predicted model, not a curated record. The transcript has 6 exons. NCBI's taxonomy places the organism in Eukaryota, Metazoa, Chordata, Amphibia, Anura, Bufonidae. Gene Ontology annotation, molecular function: protein binding. Bases 1 to 726 code for a protein of 241 amino acids.
AUGCUGAAGACCUUAGCACGUGCACAAACUGCUCCUACCCCUAUCUCUGAUGCGUUAACUUCCACAAUUAAAGGCUGUGACACAUCAGGUUGCAUAAGUCUUCCAACUUGCCUAGUGUGUGUAUGUCUUGGUACAUCUGUUUAUUGUGAUGAUGUGGAUCUGACAACUCUCCCUUCAUUACCAAAGAAGACUACCUACUUGUAUGCCCGAUUUAACAAGAUUAGUGAUAUUCAAUCCAAAAACUUUGCAGGACUUGACAAACUGAAGUAUGUGGAUCUCUCAAGUAAUUUUCUCUCCGAGAUUGAUGAUGAUGCUUUUCACCUGCUGCCGUCCCUCCAGGAACUCAUUCUAUCUGAGAACCAACUGAGGCAUUUGCCUGAGUUGCCCUCUAGUCUUGUUAGACUGAAUGUCCAAUACAAUCAGCUUCAAAGUUCUGGAAUUCGGACCGAGUCUUUUAAGGACCUUACACGUCUGCAGUUUCUAUACCUUUCAAACAACAAAUUGGAUUUUGUACCUGUACCUCUUCCUGAGAGUCUUCUUUCAAUUCAUCUUCAGAAUAACAACAUCCAGACAAUGUAUAAAGAUACGUUCUGCGAUAGCCGGGACCCCACUUUCAUCAGGAGUGCUUUGGAAGAUAUCCGACUGGAUGCUAACCCAAUAAACCUUAGCAAAUUUGCAAAUGAUUAUUUCUGUCUACCUAGGCUUCCUACUGGGCAAUACUACUGA